AGAGAGGGUCCGAAUGCAAAUUAAAAAUUAGGAUCAAACGUAUCAUUUUAUCCAAACCCCAAGGACGAUUUAAGUAAUUUGUUCAUAGUUUAAUAACAAAAUAUCUUGUAAUCUUCAUUCUUGAGCCACUGCCCUGUAAGAACAAACUUGGAGUCGUGCUUCAUAUACUUGAAUGAUGAAAUUUCCCCAAUUUCGAUUCGCUGCUCCAAUCAACAAUUGAUCGGUCGAUCGAUCAAUUCUGAUAUAUCAAGCCUAAAGAAUUUUACUCUAACUUGAAAAACGAUGGAAGUUUCGCUAAUUCAUGAUACUUUAACAACAAUCGACAAAAAACACAGCCAUCGCUUAGGGUUUGCUAAUUCCCUCAUUCGUCGACACAACUUCGCAAUUUCUUCACCCGAUCAACAACAACGCCUCGAAAUCUGCGCUCAAAUGUUGCCGAUCGACGCAGUCGCUCCACCACCUGUAAAACCUAGCACCAUACCUAAGACAGGCGCUAGAAAACGUUCUCGUAUCAGAAAGAGAAUUAAAGUCGACAGCUUUGGUGCUGAUGAUGGAGGAGACGGAGGAGGGUUCUUUGGUGGUGGCGAUGGUCCGUUUGGCGGCGGCGGUGGUAGCGGUGGCGGUGGCAAUUUCCAUGGGUUUAAUUGGGAUGAAUCGUCUUCUUCGUCGUCGGAUCCGGCUUUCGAUUUCGUCUACGAGGCACUUACCUGGUUUGUUCUAUCAAAUUGCUUGCACUUCGCACUCAAGAGGGUGGUGAGGAUGGUAGCUGAUGGAGUUGCUGAUCCUGCUGAGAGAAGGUUGCGUUGAGGAUUUGAGGUUUGCGACUAUAUGCUGAAUUCGUAACUGGUAAACCCCGCUUUCCCUGAAUCAUAGUCGUUUAAGAUCAUUCUGAUGCAAAUAUUGUAUAUAAUUCAAAUGGUUUAUGCUUCUAUGUUUUGUUUGUACCGAUUGUUCUUAUGGCAGUGUAUAUAACUUACAAGAAUGAUUAAGGUUUCUUCAUGUCCUUUUGUUUUGUCUAAUUCGAAAUUAAAAUCUAGAUGCUUUGCUGCUUCA
Messenger RNA from Lactuca sativa (garden lettuce), 1053 nucleotides. RefSeq lists its product as uncharacterized. The record is from RefSeq and is a predicted model, not a curated record. NCBI's taxonomy places the organism in Eukaryota, Viridiplantae, Streptophyta, Magnoliopsida, Asterales, Asteraceae.